Amborella trichopoda is the source of this 1828-nucleotide messenger RNA. The record is from RefSeq and is a predicted model, not a curated record. Lineage: Eukaryota; Viridiplantae; Streptophyta; Magnoliopsida; Amborellales; Amborellaceae.
CGAGCCCACCAUGAAGAGAAAGACACCUUCAGAACUGAGAGGGGAGCAGCUGAAGCGAAGGCAAUUUGGAAAUCCUGUUGAGGGAGCCUCCACUUUUCUUUCGGGUGGUGACUGCAGUGAAAUAACCCAUGGGAAUAAGAAAUCAGAGUCAUCAAAGACACCAAGAUACAUUGAUACUCGUGUUGAUGAUGUCUACCCUGUUAAGAAGUCCAAUGGCUUGUUGGGGACUCAUAAUGAAAAGCGGAAGGAAAAUGCUCUUUCCUCUGCACAAGGGGAUUUUAUGAAAAGCCCAUCCAAGGCUUGUCAUUUGACCAUGAAGAAGGAAGGACCUCCAUGUACAAGCACUUCUGCAGAUGACAUUAAGGGGCACAACUCUCACACUGGGCUUGCAAAAUGUUCUCAAAGCACAUUUCGUAGCGUUGCUGAGCUUUCUUGGGGCAGUUCAGCAUUAGCAAAUCCAGUUGACGUUGAUAUGGAUAAAGCACUUAAAGGACUGGCAUCUUCAAAGCUUUCCACGGUUCUCCCCAAGGUUGCCAAUUCUACUGGAAGUUUGGAGGGUUCCUCAUCAUCAUGCUCUUUGAGAACUUCUUGUAACGAGAUCUGUAUUCCCACCAAUAAAGUACUUCUGGAUUUUACUUUGAAAGUGUGUUUGCGAUUGGUUUCCUCCUCAUCGCUUAGUUGGUGCCACAAGUUGAGUCCUACAAGUUCUUAUCAAGGCAUGGCUAUGUUUGUAUCUCAAUAUGGUCUUCAUCAAGGCCUGAAUUGUGGAGAAUCUAGCUCCCUGCUGGGAUGCUCUGAAAAUCUUGGGAUUUCUUAUUCUAGAGCAUUGCAUUCAUGGAUGUAUCCGCAAUGUUCUCUGCCUCCUUCUGUCAUAAAUUCCAUGGAAUUGUCUGCUGCUCGUGGAAAUUUGGCAGAAAGUGAUUUCUUAUUGAAGCGCCAAGUGGCUUGGCAGGACUCAUUUCGAUGUCUUUACUACAUGCUUAGAAGGAAGAUAUGUAACCUUUUCUAUUUUUAUACUUCCCAAUUUGUGGUGCUAUUCAUCAGAGGUGAUUAUCCUGAUACGAAAAAGCACUCCUGUAAUGCUUAUCUUUCUAGGUCAACUCGCGGAUUGAGAGCCUUGCUUAAGGAGAAUGAUGUGGAAUUCUCCAUGCCUUUUUGCCAUUUUGAAGUUGAGCAAGCUAGAACUGAAGAUAUACUUGAACUCUCCGAAUUUGAGAAGAAAAAUCCUGGGCAGACACGCCGUCUGGAUUUUGUUAAUGAUGUGGACAACAGUUCUCAGUCCUUAUUGGCUUUUGUUGGCAAUGAAAGAGUCCAUAAGUUAUAUGAUUUUUUACUUAAUUACAGGUUGUUCUUGAACUCUUUGGCUUGCAAUGAUGUUCCUACACUUUAUUCACCUAAGCCAUUCAAGAAUGCGUCUCUUUUUGUUCCAGAGGUCAGAUGCAAACAGAUCAAGAGAGCUGCUGCUAUUCUUGAACCUUCAAAAGGCAAAUCCUCGGUGGGGAAUGUCGAUGAAUUGUCAUCAGGGGUCUGCUACAGUAUAGAAAUAAAUGACACUGUUAUACCACCAUGGGUUGUCCAUCAUAUUUUUGAGGCCAUGAGCUCUGAAGGGAGGACUUUUGAGGCAAGCUUCACUACUGACCCUUUGUCACAUGGCUUGAAUGCUUCUCUUGAUGUGAUUUAUGACAGCUCAGUCAUUAGAACCCUGCUGAAAAAUGAUGGGUUCUUUGGUUCCAUGGAAGCCAUUGUUGAGCCACGUUUGCGUUCUGCAUCCGUGACAGGUUUAAAAUACUCUGAUAAUGGUUACAUUGCAUCCCUCUCUUCAGGGUAA